UUGUUUCUAAAGAAAAUGUCUUGGGUACCUCGAAAUAUAUCUACCCUAUGCACAAUCGAUUCUGCUCUGUCAUCCUGUCAACCAUCCUCACUUCUCUAUCUGGCACUCAUCGCUAAUCUAUUCCGUAAUUCCAGUGACAAGACCUGUCCACAUUAUGACACAGAAAAGGAGUACGAUUUUGUAAUCGUAGGAGCUGGAUCAGCCGGAUGUGUUCUUGCAAACAGGUUAAGCGAAGUAAACCAUUGGAAGAUAUUACUAAUUGAAGCUGGCAUAGAAGAACCAGAGGUAGCAAGAAUUCCGGGUUUCGUCUCUACGUUAUCUGGAAGCAAUAUCGAUUGGAUGUAUCACACACAACCGCAGCAGUACGGAUGUCUAGCCAAGGAGAAGAGAGAGUGUGUGACCCCAAGGGGUAAAGUGAUGGGUGGUUCCAGUAGUAUCAAUAUGAUGAUGUACGUUCGUGGAAACUCAAGAGACUACGACGAUUGGGCAGAAGCAGGAAAUAAUGGAUGGAGUUACGAAGAAGUUCUACCAUACUUUCUGAAAUCGGAAAAUAAUUUGGAUCCAGAGGUAGUGAAAGAAAAUCCACGUUACCAUAGCCAAGGUGGUUACCAAUCGGUAGAAAGAUUUCCGUACAUCGACAUCAACAACGAUAUCUUGCUGAAUGCAUGGCAAGAACUUGGUUACGAAGUCGUAGAUAUCAACGCAAUUAACCAAUUAGGUGUGGCGAUUCUACAAACAACCUCCGCUAAUGGAACACGUCAAAGCACUAACAGCGCGUUCAUACAACCCAUCAAAUGCAGACGCAAAAAUCUAACGAUUAAAACUGAAUCAUACGUUACAAAAUUGUUUGUAGACAGCAAAGAAAAACGUGUAACAGGCGUCGAAUAUAUUUCAGGAAACAACCGAACUAAAUUCAACACAGUUAUUGCCAAAAAUGAGGUGAUUCUCUCAGCUGGAUCCAUUAAUUCUCCAAAAAUCCUUAUGCUCUCGGGAAUUGGUCCAACAGAAGAAUUAGAGAAAUACGGUAUUCAAGUAAUUAGUAACUUAUCAAUUGGAAGGAACCUUCAGGAUCAUGUAAUGACGACUGGUCUUGUAAUUGGAAUAAAUUUUACCUCCACGUAUGAGAAUAUUUCCAGAAUGUUCGAAGACAUUUCCUAUUAUAACGAGACACACAGGGGACCUUUAUCUGCAACUGGUACUCUUGUCUCCUGUGUUUUCACACAAACAUCUUAUCAGAAUGAAAAAGGAGUACCAGAUAUACAAUUUUUAUUCCGUGGUUCCAGUAAAGAAGAUUUUCUAAAUGAUCCAGCAGAAGCUUUUGACUCAUAUGCCAAACCAAUCUCUUACUAUAAUGCUGUUAACAUUGUACCAAUUUUGUUGUCGCCUAAAAGCAGGGGAUUUAUAUUACUGAACGGUGAUCCUCUGUGGGGAGCACCCUUAAUUAAUCCCAGGUUUUUUACCAGUAAUCCAGAUUUGGACGUGUUAACGGAAGGUGUGGAAAUAGCUUUAAAACUGUUUGAUACAAAGUCGUUCAAAAAAUACGACUUUAGAUUGAUUGAUAAACCUUUACCUGGUUGUGAAGAGUUCGAAUUUGGUGAGAGGGAUUAUUGGAAAUGCGUGAUCAUGGAAUAUACAGACACUAUUGAUCAUCCGGUUGGAACUUGCAAGAUGGGACCAAAAUCGGACCCUGAGGCUGUGGUAGAUGAGAGACUGAAGGUUUAUGGAAUCGAUGGUUUGAGAGUUGUAGAUGCCUCGAUUAUGCCAAAAAUUGUUAGGGGAAAUACGAAUGCGCCUACUAUUAUGAUCGCGGAGAAAGCUAGUGAUAUGAUUAAGGAGGACUGGUUGUCUGGCAAUGUUGGAUCUGAAUGAUUUGGCCUGAUGGACAUGAGUUAAUGGUAGUUCAGUUGUUGGAAAUUAGCCAUCCCAAUUUAUGCGCUGUAAUAAUAAGAUAAAUGUUAAAAUAAUAAAUAAUGUAAUCCUCUAAUAUA
Molecule: messenger RNA, 1988 nt
Organism: Frieseomelitta varia
Lineage: Eukaryota; Metazoa; Arthropoda; Insecta; Hymenoptera; Apidae
Product: glucose dehydrogenase [FAD, quinone]-like
Exons: 5
Coding region: 16-1869 (617 amino acids)
Molecular function (GO): oxidoreductase activity, acting on CH-OH group of donors; flavin adenine dinucleotide binding
Source: RefSeq, a predicted model, not a curated record